Molecule: messenger RNA, 1395 nt
Organism: Pedinophyceae sp. YPF-701
Lineage: Eukaryota; Viridiplantae; Chlorophyta; Pedinophyceae
Source: the annotation of a GenBank genome assembly
AUGCCGCGCGAGGCGAGCUCCUCCAGCGAGGACGGCUCCGGCUCCGGCUCCGGCUCCGGCUCCGGCCGCGGCGGCGGCAGCACGCACCGCCGGCGCUCGCGCUCGCGGGACGAGACUCGCGGCGGCGGAUCGGCGCGCGCCCCCGACAGGCUCGCGUCGCCGGCCGCGGCCCAGGGCAGCGCGGGACCGUCGACGGCCCCCGCGAAGAUUCUCGCGCGCGUGUCGCUCGACGCCGACCCGCGGAACCCGAAGGAGCCGCAGAAGAUCAAGCUGGGGGAGGGCCUCGCGGUCCUGAGAGUGCCGGGCUUCCUAGACAUUCUGGAGCACGCCGUGGCGGGGAAGAAAGGCGCGCCGUUGCCCGCAAGCAAAGCGGGCGGCCUGCAAGAACGCCAGGGGGAGGUCGUGCGUCACGAGACGCUCGCCAAGGACGGGCGCGAGGUCCCCGCGCUCAGCGUGGGGCGGACGCAGUGGCGGAUGGUCCGCGUCUACGCGGCCCUCCUCAUGGGCAUGCAGCCCCGCGACUUCACGAAGCCCACCAUCCUCGCGCUGGCGGUGCAGAUGCGCCCGCGCAAGGGGGACGGCUCGUGCAGGCCGCUGAAGUGCUUGGACGACGUGCUGAAGGAACUCGGCACGUACCUGCCGCGGGACGAGGGCGCGACUGACGAGCAGCACGAUGCGGCGCGCGCCAGCUUCGUGAAAACCCUGGAGGGCAGGGUGCGCCUCCUCGACCACGGCGGCUGCAGCGUGGACAGAGCCGUGGGUUCUCACCUGACGAAGCCCGUCGCGCUGGUGAAGACCAGCCGUGCGACGCAGGAGCCGCAACUGGGGCCGCUCGGGGCGCGGAUCGUCGCCGCGGCGUUCCCGGCCCUCCGCAAGAACGCGUCCAGUCCGGCCAGGGACCUCUACCAGCUGCAGGCCCCGGUCCCCCGGGAGACAUCGCGGCAGUGGAAGGCCCCUGCGCCGACGGCGGACACGCUGCGUCGGCUGCUCGAGCGCUCCGAGCAGAUGUGCAAGCCGAGUACCAUCACGGCGGAGUUCCUGGCGCUGCCGUGGGUCCAGGCGUACGUGCAGCCCGACCUCGACCGGGCCGCCCUCUACGUCGUGGGCAACAAGGACCUGUCUGAGGCGGUCGGCGCGCACCUCGUCGAGCCGGCCGUCGCCGGCGCCGGCGACGGCGAGCGCCGCCCCCAGGCAGACGAGCGCCCCCUGGCGCUCGUCAACAUGCUGGCGCAUGCGCUGGGGCACCUCGAGGCGGAGAUGUCGGACAACAGGCAGUCCUCGCCGAUCGAGGAGUGGGAGGAGGCGCUGUGCAGGCCCGCGCUGCACGUGCCGCCCGUGCCGUGGCGGUUCUGCACCUUCGAGGUGCCGGAGCUGACCCGCUACGCGCCCUCCUGA